UAGGUUAUUGAGUAUAUCGAACUCUGUGCGCAUUUAAUGAAUAUAACAUCAUCGAACAACUCUUCCGCUUUCGAUUUUAAUUCAGAUAGUGUGUUAUGCAAUUUUAACAGUCAUUGAGGCGCCUGUCUUUUUUGACGUCUGUUUGUCAAAACCAAGUCAUAGGGGUCUGUGUCCUGAGGAAGCUACAAGCCAUGAGUGACAAGGAACAGGGUUGGAUGCCACUGGUUUCAGAACAGGCUGCCGUUCUUGCAAGGUGUGGUGAAGCCUUUUGUCAUGCUGUUAAUGUCAAAUUUAAUUGCACGGCUAUUCUCCGCAAUGUGGAAGAGGCUGGCUCCUUUGGUAGUAGCACAAGUGGUGUCUGGCGCGCUGAGAAGAGGUACUCCACAAAGCUGUCCAGCGGAGUCGAAGUAUCAGUCUGGAAAGAUGAUCUUACACGUCAUAAAGUGGAGGCUGUGGUCAAUGCAGCCAAUGAGAAACUAAAUCAUGGAGGUGGUCUUGCACAAGCACUGUGCACGGCUGGAGGACCAAUGAUCCAGAAAUGGAGUCAUGACAUUAUACAAAAAAAUGGACGAGUGAAAGUUGGUGAGGCUGUGUACACUUCUGCUGGAGAUCUACCGUGUAAAUAUAUCAUACAUGCUGUUGGUCCCUGCUUGUCUCCAAACCCAUCCAAGCGGGAGACUGAUCAAGCUGCACCAUACUUAUAUAAUGCAAUCAACAGUAUCCUACAUAUUGUCUUAAAGGAAAACAUUUCCUCUGUUGCAAUUCCUGCCUUAAGUUCUGGCCUGUUCCAUUUUCCAAGAGAUCGCUGUGCAGACAUUAUUGUAAAGGCUAUAAAACAGUUUGAUGAAUGCACAAGUUUUCAAAGCAACUUAGAAAUCCAUCUAGUCAAUAAUGAUGAACCCUCGGUCCAAGAAAUGGAGAGAGCAGUAAAGGCGAUUUUGGUGCAGUCCAGCAUAUCUGGCACAUACAGCGGAGCUGUUCAGAGCAGCAUGGCUUUGUCUUUAAACAGCAAGUUCCAAUUUUGGAAUGUAACACUGCAACUUAAAACAGGGGCUAUUGAAGAAGAAAAGGUUCAUGUAAUUGUGAAUACAAUUUCAGAAGAUUGUAAUUUGUCCAUGGGGCUAAUUUCAAAAGCAAUUUUGAACAAAGCUGGCAGAAAGAUUCAAGAUGAGAUUUCCAGAGGAAAACACAGUUAUUCCACAAAUGUCCAUGUGACAAAAGGACAUAAUCUGAAUUGUCAAGCAGUUUAUCAUACUGUUUGCGUAGUUAGAUCUGACCCUAUGGCCACACAGAUUCUUUAUAAUGUGGUCUCAGAAUGUCUGUGGAAAGCUUCAAUGGUAUACAAAUCCAUCUCCUUCCCAGCUAUUGGUACUGGUAAUCUGGGCUUUAAGAAAUCUGAGGUUGCCAGAAUCAUGACAGAUGCUGUGGCAAAUUUUGCCAAAAGUAACAUGAAAAAACUGGAUGUAAACUUUGUUGUGUAUCCAAAGGACAAGGAGAUGAUGGAGGCUUUUGAAAACGAGAUGAAAACGAGGAACGAGAAAGCGAAAGCAGCAGAGUCCCCAGUAGUGUACAAUGACAUAAAAACAAACUUUGCAUUUGCAGCCAGUGAAACCACAGCACAUAAAAUGCCAUCUGUUGAGUUCGACAGUGUUUCCAGGGAAGCUCUGAGAGAAGCAAAAGAGUGGACAACCAAUAUGCUAAAGCCAUCAGAUAUCAUGACAAUAAAGAAUAAUCAUGUCAUAUAUCUUGGACAAGAUGACCAUGCAAGUCUUCUCUCUCUCCAAACAAUGUUGAAUGUUUGCAUUGAGGAGUUCUUCAGGAAUGGUAAAGGUGGCAUAACCAUCACUGGAAACCCUUCAAAUGUCAGUUGUGCAGCAAUUGAGGUGGAGUCCAUGCUUUGCAAGGCUCAGGAGGAGUUUGCACAAGCUGAGGAACGUGACAUGCUGUAUUCUGUUGUUCGCUGGAGCUGUAAAGAUGUACCUUGGAUACAAACACCUGAAAUCAGUGCAGAUUUGGAGAAAGCUUAUUUGGCAGGGAAUGUAAACCAUGAGAUUAAUACCCACAAAGUCAAUUUGAUUCACAAGACUUUGGUUGAUGACUAUGGGAGAAGCAGCAAUGUGGAAAGGACAUGUCUGCUGGAUCGUUUUAAGUCUCUCAACAAUUCAUUUUAUUCAAGAACACCUGAGACCAGGAAUGAUUAUUUUGGAAAAGAAGCAUGGAAAGCCUUUAAUGUUGUAAAGAAGGAGAAGAUAGAGAACAUUGCGCUGAAGCAGCUGUUCAAAAUGAAUAUGCAGAGAUUGAAUGACAAACCGAAGUGCCUCUACCAGCGUGUGUCCGCUCAGUUCUGUGAUCUCAUCUGCAGAGUAGGCUUUCAGAAAGUGUUCGCACCUCCUGCAGAGCAAAGGUAUGGCAGUGGAAUAUACUUCAGCAGUACAGUCGAUGGAGCAAUGAAGCUGUGGAAAGACCAGGAACAUGAGCAGUACAUCUACAUCAUUCAAGCCCAGGUCCUCACUGGGAAGUCCACUAUUGGUUCCCCACAUCAUAUUUUGCCCCCUCCCUUACAUGGAGACCCUUUAGAUUGUUAUGAUAGCUUGUCUGACAUGGUGCAGACAUAUGUCAUCUUCAAUGGCCAGCAAGCUCUUCCUGAAUACCUGAUCAUAUAUACCAGACCAAGCCAUGUGUAAAGAUGCAGAGAGCAAAAUGCAAACACAGAGAACAUAAUUGAGAACAUAAUUUUUUAGGGCAAAUGUAUGGCUGGAUAUGUAGAUUUCAAAACACUAAUUUUUUUUAAUACUUAAAAAAAAAAAAACCACAGACAGUGUUAUGUCCAAUGACAUAUUCUCUUUUAUGUUAUCUGCAUUGUGGUAUGAUUUCUUUUUGUGGUUGUUUCUGGCUCCUCCUCCUCUGGCUCCUCCCACUUUUUCCAGUAUGGCAGGUAAUUGAUUGCCUUUUUCAGCUGCACCUGCUCACCCCCUGAGAGAGAAGCAGUAUAAAAACUGAGCAGAACUCUCAGAAGAUGAGAACUUCUCUUUAGAGCAUGUCCUGUGUCCAGUCCAGCUCAGUUUAGUUUGUAGAAGCCAUUUGUGGUUCUGUAUGGUUGUUUAUCUUCAUUAAUUGAAAGAAUGGUUGACUAACUUCCUGUUGCUGUUAGAAGCUCUUGCUAAACUUUGUGCUCUGUGAUGAGCAAGAUAUUUCAAGUUACUCAGCCUACAGGUUUGCUGUUUUAAAGUUAAUUAGUCUCUUCCUGCGUUACCAACUGCUUAAACAGAUAUUCUCUUGAUUGAUUCUUUGUUUC
This is a messenger RNA of Carassius carassius (crucian carp), 3295 nucleotides long. RefSeq names its product protein mono-ADP-ribosyltransferase PARP9-like. The transcript is spliced from 9 exons. Bases 192 to 2684 code for a protein of 830 amino acids. NCBI's taxonomy places the organism in Eukaryota, Metazoa, Chordata, Actinopteri, Cypriniformes, Cyprinidae. Gene Ontology annotation, biological process: positive regulation of type II interferon-mediated signaling pathway; negative regulation of gene expression. Gene Ontology annotation, cellular component: cytoplasm; nucleus. The record is from RefSeq and is a predicted model, not a curated record. Gene Ontology annotation, molecular function: ubiquitin-like protein ligase binding; transcription corepressor activity; NAD+ poly-ADP-ribosyltransferase activity.